Corticium candelabrum is the source of this 2128-nucleotide messenger RNA. RefSeq lists its product as uncharacterized. The transcript has 3 exons. Lineage: Eukaryota; Metazoa; Porifera; Homoscleromorpha; Homosclerophorida; Plakinidae. Bases 114 to 1880 code for a protein of 588 amino acids. The record is from RefSeq and is a predicted model, not a curated record.
GUUUGGCACACUGCGACACUCUGAGCGGAGGUCUCGAAACAUUCGGCUAACAUUGCUCUCAGUGAGGAACUAGAGUCUACUCAAUUCGACAGCUGUCUCCCAAGCAUGCAAUCAUGUCAAUGUCUAGGUCUAUGUCUGUUCCGGUUACUGUAGGAGAUCAACGGCGUCCAAUGUUGACCGAUUACCCACUGGACGAGGAAACUUGUAGCAAACUGGUCAUAAUGGGCUUGGGGAUGGGGGUGAGUUGCCUUGAGUUUAGUGACCAUAUGUUGGACCAACAGAUCAACCCCGUGUCGUCUCCACUUCUUCAACUGACGAUAGGAAGCGGCUACAACUCUUUCAAAACCGAUGUUCAAGACUGGUACAAGCUACGCCGUGAGAUGCACGGAAGUCUGAAGACGCCAUCGGCCUCGCCUGUCCACAUCGACGUCGCUAUCAACGCGGAGCGCAAGAAAGAGUCACGCAUUUUGCAACGAUACGAAGGCCAAAAGGUCCACACGAGAACCAUCUAUUUUGACAUUGGAAGGAGAUCUCGAGCUACAGAAGCUAGAGAAGCUAGAGAAGCUAGGGAAGCUAGAGGGGCUGAAGAUCUAGAGCACAGUGAUCAGACAUCUCUUCCUCUGUCUAGUAUUAACGAGGCUGGUGGUGGUGACAACCAUUCUUUGUCUCGUCUUGAUGAGAUCAUCAAAGAGAAAGAGAAAGAGGAAGAUUUGCAAUGUGAAGACAAGGUCGAGGUUUGCAAGUCGAUAUUACGCCAUGAGAAUCGGGGAGCUACUCACUUCAUCUCUUCCAUUGACCUGGGAGCAAAGGUCUACCGCACUAAAAAGGUCGUCGUUUCUCAAACCGCAUCCAAGUUGUCAGUGAUCGCUGGGGCAGUGGCUCUUAGCACUGCCGGGGUAGGCGUUGAAUUUAGCGAAGAAGACCUAUCUCGUGCUUCUAAGUACGACAGUAACGUUUGUGCUACCAUAGACCCCAGGGUCAUAAUGAAGGGAGCGAAGACGGUGGUACCAGCAGAUUGUGAGCGAGUUAUUGGGCAUGAUGUGAGUCCCGUGUGGGUACUCGUGAGUGAUCCGGUAUGGCGAGAGGCAAUGAAGGAUGCGUCUCUGUUGUACGUGAGAGAAGAGCUAGCUAAGUCACGACCAAUUAUUGCUGCGGGCGGACCAUUUUUGAUCAAAGCUGGCAACUUCUGUCUGAGAGGUACCACAACAUCUCAACGUCGAGCACGAAAUAAUGUGAGUGAAAGCCACCCUGACGCUAUGAGACUGCAACUUGAGGACACCGUUGAAGACAGAGAGCAGUCCGACGGACAACAAAACGGGGAACCAACAGCUACCAGUAUAAAUCAAUCGGGACGAGACGAAGAAACGGAUUGCCGCAACAUCGGAAACGUGAGACUAGAGGCAGCCAACGAAUCCACAAUUAAGACAGUUGAAAGGAGCGACGAAUUUGAAUUCUUUGUUGAUGUUCCACGCUAUCGGAGCAGCCGGGUAUUUGACCUCGAUCCUGACGAGGAUGACGAUCCUAUGGAAGAUCCGAAGUUUGGAUUUUACAUCUACUGCAAAGUAAACGACACCAAGCUAUACUUGUGCGCAGACUCGGAAGACGAGAGCAAGGUUUGUCUCGUCACCAGCGUUCCGCAUCCAAAUGCUUACGCUCGAUUUUACGUGGAGUUCUCUAGUACGCGCCGUCUGGCUCCCGUUUCUCGUUGGGCAAAGGAUUCGUUGCACGUGUUGAGAAGGACCGCUUACUUGAAACGCCGUCAGUAUCUUGUCAUUGAUGCACAGACUGGAGAGUUGUCGUUUACUUCUGGAGGGGACCUUCUUCGUAACCAGAGAGCAGUGUGUCAGUUUACAGUGGUUAACAUGCCGAUCAAAAAAUAGUGACUGUGAUAAGGACAAUUGACACUUGACUUCGUUGUAAAUGCAGCUAAUUGAUUGGACAUUAUAGUGCUGAAUUUUGGUAUCACCUGUAAUCCAUCUGUAGAAGCCCACGUCAUGAAGUUGCUUUGUUUCAACUGAAUUUACUAUCUUUGUAGUUUUGACUCUUUCAUUAUUUUUUUGUGUUUUUCGUAAAAUAACAGGGUGGAGAAGAAGAUAGAGUAUGUAAUAAAGACAUGGUGUUUUGAUCA